CCCGGGCCGGGCAUGAGGGACGGCGGGGGGGCCGCGCCCAGCACCGGCACCCGACGGCACCCGGGCACCGGCGGGGCUCCUCCUCGCUCUCUGCUAUGGACAGUGCCAUCACCCUGUGGCAGUUCCUCCUCCAGCUGCUCCAAGAGCCCCAGAACAAGAAUAUCAUCUGCUGGACCUCCAACGACGGGGAAUUCAAGCUGCUGCAGGCAGAGGAGGUGGCCAGGCUCUGGGGGAUCCGCAAGAACAAGCCCAGCAUGAACUAUGAUAAACUCAGCCGGGCGCUGCGCUACUACUACGUGAAGAACAUCAUAAAGAAGGUGAAUGGGAAGAAGUUCGUGUACAAAUUCGUGUCGUACCCGGAGAUCCUGAACAUGGAUCCGCUCGUGGUGGGCCGGAUCGAGGGAGACCCCGAAGCGCCCGGCUUCGGGGAGGCGCCCAGCGCUGCCAAGGACGCGGAGAACUGCGGCAAGGAGAAAUCCCAGCCCUGCGCUAAAUCCUCCAGCCGCAACGACUACAUCCACUCAGGCCUGUACUCCUCCUUCACCCUCAACUCCCUCAACUCCUCCAGCGUGAAGCUCUUCAGGUCCAUCAAGAUCGAGAACCCGGCCGAGAAGCUGGCGGAGAAGAAACCUCAGGAGCCCACCCCUUCCGUCAUCAAGUUCGUCACCGUGCCCUCCAAAAAGCCGCCCUCUGCCCCGCUGGUCUCCACCGCUGCGGCCGUGGCCGUCACUUCCACGGCUCCCGCCACCCCCGCCGCGUCCUCCUCGCUUCCCCUGGGCUCCGAGGAGACCCUGCAGAGCCUGGAGACGCUCGUGCUGCCCAAGCUGCCCGUCCCCGAGGCUCCCCCGGCGCCUCUGCCGAACCUGAGCGCCGGCUUCGCCCCGACCCCGCCCUUGCCCUCGGUUUCUCCCUCCCUCCAGGUGCCCCCCACGCCCCCCUCGCCGCCCCUGAGCUCCAACCCCGACCUGGACAUUGACACGGACAUCGAAUCCGUGGCUUCCCAGCAGCUGGAGCAGGCCCAGAGCCUCCAGCACCAAUCCCCAGAGCCCAAAGAGCAGCAGGAUUCAGCUGUGCUGGAGAAGGAAUUUGCCAAUCACCUCUCCAGAUCGAAAAAGCCCAAAGGGCUGGAGUUGGCUCCCACUCUGGUCAUCACAGGCAGCGAUCCGAGUCCUCUGGGCAUCCUGAGUCCCUCUCUCCCAACUGCUUCUCUUACUCCAGCACUUUUCUCUCAGACUCCCAUCCUGCUGACUCCCAGCCCUCUGCUCUCCAGCAUCCACUUCUGGAGCACCCUGAGCCCGGUGGCUCCGCUCAGCCCCGCCCGGCUGCAAGGUGCCAACACCCUCUUCCAGUUUCCAUCAGUGCUGAACAGUCACGGCCCAUUUACGCUGUCUGGACUGGAUGGACCCUCCACCCCCGGCCCCUUUUCCCCGGAUCUCCAGAAGACAUAGCACAUGGAAUUCCUGCAAAAGGACACAGUGGCAAGCGAGGCAAAGAUAGGACACUUCUCUUGAGCCACCUUUUUUGUUCUUAAAAAACGAGCGGUUUGUAAUUCCACAGAGAUCCUCGACAGUCGCGGUUGUCGCCGUUCCCGAAACAAAAACAAAAAAAAAAGCCUUUUUUGUUUUGCAAAAAUUCCCCCUUUUUUUGGAAGAACCCAGGUUGGGAAUGUAUAUGCAAACGCCUUAAUAGGAGCUGCAGCUCCAGUCUCUUCUCCUCCUCGGUUUGGAAGAUUUUUUUUUUUCCCCCACCCCCGUGUCCAAAAGGAAUUUUGGGGUGGCGUUGCAGCAACCAGAGACUGAACUGCAGCAAACAGCACCAGAGGAGGCUUUUCUCUGUGACUCUUGGGAAAAACAAAACAAACCAAGCCCUCUGUCGUGCUUCCUGUGCUCAGCGAGGAGAGCCCUGAAUCCUGACGGAAGCUGGCAUUCCAGGAAAUGCUUGGGAAUGGGGUGUGCGCUCUCCGCUCCGCUCCGCCCCGGGGGCACCAGGACUUUUGUGCAGCAGCGAAAGCAGCCGGGGUUUUUGUUUUUCUGCUGCCAGUUGUCUUUUCUUUCUUUUCUUUCUUUUCUUUCUUUCUUUUCUUUUUUUUUUUUUUUUUUGGAGGGAGAAAUUUUUUUUUCAAGGAUUUAUUCCAAGUUUUUGCGUUCAGGACAGUUCUGUGGGAUUGGGUGGCGUGGCCCCAGAGGUGGGGCUGGAUUCUGGAUGUUUCCGUGGCCUCCUUCCCUUCCCGUGGACGGUGGGAUGAGCUCCUUUCACUUCUCACAGAGUUUCAAUGCUGGAGUCCAAACAUUUCUUGUGCCAGAGACCUGUUCCAGAGCCUGGGACCUCCCUGCUGGAUCAGCAGGAUGGGGGGAUUUUCCCUGAGUUUUGGAGGGAUUUUCCCUGAGUUUUGGAGGGAUUUUCCCUGAGUUUUGGAGGGAUUUUCCCUGAGUUUUGGGGGGAUUUUCCCUGAGUUUUGGAGGGAUUUUCCCUGAGUUUUGGGGGGAUUUUCCCUGAGUUUUGGAGGGAUUUUCCCUGAGUUUUGGGGGGAUUUUCCCUGAGUUUUGGAGGGAUUUUCCCUGAGUUUUGGGGGGAUUUUCCCUGAGUUUUGGAGGGAUUUUCCCUGAGUUUUGGGUUGAUUUUCCCUGAGUUUUGGGUUGAUUUUCCCUGAGUUUUGGGGAGAUUUUCCUUGCAGUUUUGGAGGGAUUUUCCCUGAGUUUUGGGGGGAUUUUCCCUGAGUUUUGGGGGGAGGUUGCUGCCUGACCUGGAAUCCCAGACCCCAGCGGGGUGAGAACGGCAACAUCCCAGCAUUAAUGUUGCUCCUCUUUCCUCACAGUUCUGGAAAAGCUUCCUGCUUUUCCCCACGUGGACAAGCUCCUCUUUUGCCAGCUCUUACCCCAGGUUUUGCCAUGGAGCUGUUGUUCUCUGGUUUUUUCGGAGGGAGCACCGACCCCAAACCAGGGGUAAACCUGCUUUCACCUCCGUGGUGUCCUGGGUGAGCAAUGCAGGAUUGUUUUCCAGAGCCAUGGAGAGGAGGUGGCAUUCCUGGGCGGAUUUUUACACCUCAGGAGGCUUUCUGAGAAGAGCCAGGGGUGAAGCAAUGAGAGCUUUCCUCUCUCAGCCCCUCGGCCUGGGCGUGUUGGGCUGUGGGUCUGUGUCCUUCCAUUUGGGCAUCUGAUGUCAGGCAGCAGCCUCUGGGUUUGAGGUGGGGGCGUCAGGGCAUCUUCUCCAUAAGAUAUUCCCAGAAAACAGGCGGAGACGACUCUUUCCUUCAGCGUCCUCCGAGCUGCCACGAGCAGAGGAAGGUUUUUCCCUCUCCAGCACGAGGAGCUGACAGUGUUUGCUGUAAAUACUGCACCUAUUCCAUGCAUCAGUGGUGAACUCGAGCUUUUCCAGAGUUCUCUCUCUUUUUUUUUUUUUUGUCCCUUUUGCCACUUUUGCAGGCUUGGAAUUCCCCUUUAAAGCCGCAACACCCAGGACUUUCCUUUUCCUGCAGUGAUGUUCCCUUUCUGUGACACGGAAAAAAACCACUUUUGCGUGUUCCUGCCGCGACACCUGGGACAGGUGGGUGGAACAGAGUCGCUUUUUUUUUUGGGCAUUGUUCACCUGCCCAGGGGAAAAGUGGGAGAAAAAAAAAAAAAAAUAUUCCUUUUUUCAUGUGGAGAAGCAGGGAGUGAGCUCAUGGAGUGACCUGUCUUCCUGUUGGCUCCUGUCAGAGGCAAAAAAUGCUUCACAUUUAGACAUCAGCAGAUGCAGGAGGAAAUUCCUGCGCCAGCAGCUCUUAAAAUGUGCAAUAUUGACAUUUUUUCCUUUUUUUUUUUUUUUUUUUUUAGUUUAAUUUUUAUUUUUGAAACGCAGAAGCGAAGCUGCAGGUGAUCAUGAAGAGCAGGCAUCUGGAAAUUUUUUUUUUUUUUUUUUUUCUUUUUUUGGUCUGCACGUUUGGAGCCUGCUCUGGGAAAUUUCUAUGGCUAUGUGUAAAUAGCAGCACUUUGGUUGGUUCAGGUUGGCCAAUUUUACGCCUACCAAACACGUGGACUUUUGAGAGAGCAACAUUUUGCAGGCUGGGAUUUGAAUUGAAAAUUCACGGAUGAGCACUAACAACUUGCAAUUUGAUUGCUUCCCUUUCCCCCUUGUUCCCCUGUGGAGAAAAAGCCAAGUUUAGCUGUUGAAAAUUUGUGCACUUAAUUCUUUGUGAGCUUUGAUCGCUUUGGGGUCAGGCCCAAAAAAAAAAAAAAAAAAAAAAAAAAAAAAAAAGCUGUUUCUGAGCUCCUGCUCCUCUCCAAGAAGCUUCCCAAGAUUGCUGUGGCACAGAGUUCCAGGUUUUCCUUUGGGAGCCCCUGUGGAGGAGCAGCCUGGAGGGGAUGGGUUCCACCAGGUAAAAUCCAGCAGGCAGAGCGGGAUCGGGAUCGGGAUCGCUUUGGCUUCUGGAGGAAAAAAAAAAUCUGAGUAAAGCAGCUGGGAAAGCUGCUGGGAGAAGGAGAGGAGGUGGGAGAGGAGCAGCUUUCUGCUGCCUUUUCUCCACUGCGAUUUUCAGGUCACUGAAGGGAAUAUUUCCUUGUUCUCGUGCUGCCUCAUCAGCCACAUCCACUGCCAGGGAGCUGCCGGCUUUUCCUGGGGUCACAUUCCUGCCAGAGCCCCGCGGGGCUCAGUUCUGUGAACUGCUGGUUCUUUAGGUCACUUCAGGAGCUCUUCGUGCAGCUCCUCACAACUCCUUUGUAAUUUAGCCCAGGGCAGGUGGGGUUAGAGUAGAUUCUGUUUUAGUUCUGUACCGUGGUGAUUAAAAAAAAAAAAAAAACACAACUAAAUAAAAAUAAUGCAGCGUUACAGAAGCAUUUUUUUCCUUAGGUUCCUGUUGCUGGAGCAGCCUUGGUUUUGUGGAAUGCUUGGCAGUUUUUGCAUCAGUUCGUUCCUGGCUGUCUUGGGUUCCGUGGAAGGUCAGAGCAAAAGAGUUUGGUGGGAGAGGAACAAGGGCCCAACGUCCUGGAGAUGGGGACAGAAUCCCUGCUUCCAUGGAGCCCAAGGCACUGGGUUUGGGGAGCUGAACUCGUGUCUUGCUUCUGGGAAUCUCUUUUUAUUUUCCAUGGGGGGCUGCUGCUGCUGCCUGGCUCUGUUUGGGAUCCUGGAUUUUCAGGGUUCCUGGCCAGGAGCAGCCCGUGGAAGCAGAAAAUUCCCCCAUGGUUGUGGAACCGUUGGUGUUCUGUCCUUCCUGGGAAGGUGAUCCUGGUAAAAAGAGGGUGAUGGAGGAAUUUUGGGGUUUUCCAGCAGCAGCUUUAGGUUUAGGGCUUUGUUUCAGAGCUGUCCUCAGCAGGGGAUGCGAGUCCUGUGCUCUGGUUUUGGCACAGCCAAGCCCUGCUGUGCGAUAGCUCAGGAAGGGAUCAAAUUCCUGCCGUUGGACAAUUCCUUGGUGUCCCUUGGAGCAUCCCAAGGCUUCAGUACCUGUGCAGUCUCUGGGAUAAUGGAGUGGUGUGUGGGACAGGAAGGCUUUGGCUGGGAUAAUUUCUCCCUCUGGUGCAUUUUCGAACCUCAGCUGUCUCACAGAUAGAUUGUUCUGGGUUUCUGAUGUUCGUUUGGAGGGCAGUGACGCUGCUGAGGUGCAGAUCUCCCUUCCCCAGCGUCCCCCAGGGAUUCCCUGGGGAUUCCAGCUGGGAUGGGAGUGAAGGGCCCUGAUCCCCUCCUGGAGCUGAGAUCAGGAGCUGCAGCUCUGCCCCUCUCGUCUCCCACGGUUUAUUCAUUUAUCUCCUCGUUUCCUUUCUUUGCUCCUGUUUUAUGGCGGUUUUUGAUGUGCUCUGCAGUUUAACCUCUGCCAUUUUUAAGGCAGAUUUGUCUCCAGUCCAUCUCAGUGUUGUAUCAAGAGGCUCUCUUGGUAUUGUCAGCUCUGGAAAUCGACCUCAGCAGGUUGGGUCAGGGAAUGUUGUUAAAACCCACGGAUGUUUAGAAAAUUUUGGGGUUUGGGUGACCCUUUUGGUGUGCUUCCUCCCUCAGCUCCGUGUGAGGAAUAGAAUCUGGACCUGGAAGGGUUGAAAUGGAGAAAAAGAGACCUUUUGGCCUCUGGGGUGGUGGGGUGGGGUUGUUUUGGUUUAAAAAUCAGAGUGGGGUGUUGCAAGCAGCUCCUGAGGGUCUCCCACGUGGCAGAGGAGCCCCAAAUCCAGGAGGAUUCACUCAGGAGCUCUCCGGGAUGUUUGGUGAAGCUUGUGCUGCCCAAACAGAGGCGUUUUUGGUUUGAUUUGGGGUUAAUGAAGCAGCAGUUAGCAGUGGCGUGCUUUGAGUUGGGUGUGAGCAGAUCCAGGGGAGCGGGACAGGCGGGAGCUGCUGGAGCCGGAGCUGGCGGGGGAAGAUUUUGGGAUAAAAUGCAGGGACAGUUCUGUGCAGCUCUCCAGGGUGUCCCUUUGCUUAUUCCCCUCUGGUUUUAGAGCUGAGAAGCUGAUUUGGAAUAAUAAAGCUGGAGGGGGAAUAAAGGGAAGAAUUCUAGGGAAGCACAGCAGGUUGUGUCCCCUGAAGGAGAUCAGGGCAGCUGGAAUGAAUCUGGGGGUGAAUCCUUCCCCAGCAGGAGUUCUGGGAGCCCAGAAUCCCGGGAAUCAGCGCACAUCCAGCAGCAGCUGCUCCAGCUUCCCUGGGCUGGGCGGUUUUUUGUGUCUUGGAGGGAUUGAAAUCAAUUGAGAUCAGUUUUUAGCUCUCCAUCCAGCCGUGGUGCCGUGUGUCCUGUUCAUCCCUGAGGCAUUUUUGGGCCCGGAAUUCCACCGGGAGCAAGAGGUGCUGACUGGGGAGGGGAGAGGUGGCUCUGGACAGAGAGAAAUCCCUGGAAAUGAAACCAAAUCUUCCUCCAGAGCCUGAUUUUGGUCAGGAGGGCGAAAGAGAGGAGCCACGAGGGCGGUGCUGCCCAUUCCUGUCGGGAUUCCCUGAUGGACUCACUGCCUUCUCCAGCAGAGAGGUGAAAUCUGGGCUUUGGUGUCAGUGGAUCCCAAACUGAGGGAUUUUAUUCCUGCCUUUAUGCCAGGAACGGGCAGGGAUCAGGAGAAUGUGUUCCCUGCAGAUUGUUUUUCUGUCUGACCACAGGUGGGCAGGGCCCUGUUUCUCCCUGGAUAUUCCAGUAUUUCCCUGCUGGAGCAGCGAGUUGUCUGCUUCCUAUAAAUUAUUUUGGAACAAAACCACCCUAAAGCUGGCGAGAGUUUGAAUUUUGUUUCCCCCUCCCAACGAAAGCAGCAGAUUUUGCUUGUGGAGCUCUUCCAGGCCCUGAUGAGAAGCACGCUCAGAGCUGAAAAUUUGUAUUUUUUUUUAGAUUCCUCCGUGUUUAAGCGUGGCUGGAACAGCUCUGCCUGGAGCACACGUGGGUCGUGCCUGGCAGGACGUGUUCCCAAAAAUCCACAUGAAUAUCCCAUCCUCCCUCCGAGCAGAUUCUGCACUCUGCAGUCGCCACUUUGAAAUAUUUUGCACUCCCUUGGGAGGUUUUUUUAGGGGGGCUUUUUCUUCUCUUUUAGCACUCAAGUCAAUCCUGCCCCAGCGUGGACUCGUGAGUUGCCGAAGUUGUUAUUUUUUGACGUUGUUGGAUGCCACAUCUCCUGAAACAAAACAAAAAGUGUCUUAAACGUGUUUUUGAGUGGCUUUGUGUGCAUGGAGCACAAGUUUGGGUUUGAUUUAGAAGGUUUCUCUGCUGAGGCUGUGCUGCAGGAGGUUUUCAUCUCAAAGCAGGGGUGGAACAGGAGAAUCCCGACCCUUUGGGGAAAAAAAGGAUCUGAAUGGAGGCAGUGAGGAGAGGCUGGAGGUGAUUCCAGAGCAGUUUCAGCAGUGCUGUACCAAUAACUGGAAGCUGUUGUUGUUUAUUUUGAUUUUUUCCUUUCCUUUGGGGUUAUUUUUGUGUUUUUUGGAGCACAGGAGGGCUCUGAGGGUGGCCUGUGCGUGGUUCCUGGAGUGUGCUGUGUGCUGGGGUUCCGAUAUUCCAAUCCCUGCUUUGCUCUGAGCUCCUUGGGAUGUGUUUUGGGGUUGGUUUUUUUUAUUAUUUUUAAUUUUUCCCUAGCAUGUCCUAACCCCUCAAGCUUUGAAACUGCUUCCUAGAAUUGUGUUGACUAUUUUUUUUUUUCUCUCUUGUUGCUGUUGUUGUUCUGCUGUUGUUCAGUUGCACAGAGGUUUUUCUAUAUAAAAAUAUACUUUUGAAACGUUUCAUUCUCUGUGAACAGGGUUGAGAUUUAUUGUUUGUAGCUUGGAAAAAGAUCCUAAAAAUUCCCUUUUCCGACUUGUUUUUGUAGCCUGUUGCAGUGUUACCAGAUGGCCUUAUGUACGUCACAGUGCUUUGUGAUGGGUACAGUAGCACAUUUAAAGCUUAUUCCCCUCUGGUUUUAGAGCUGAGAAGUUGAUUUGGAAUAAUAAAGCUGGGAAAAAAAAAAAAAAAAAAGGGAAAAAUUCCAGGGAAACGCAGCGGUCGUGUCCCCUGAAGGAGAUCAGGGCAGCUGGAAUGAAUCUGGGGGUGAAUCCUUCCCCAGCAGGAGUUCUGGGAGCCCAGAAUCCCGGGAAUCAGCACACAUCCAGCAGCAGCUGCUGCAGCUUCCCUGGGCUGGGCGGUUUUUUGUGUCUUGGGGGGAUUGAAAUCAGUUUAAAUCAAUUGAAAUCGGUUUUUAGCCGCCCCAGCUCCGGUCCAGCCGUGGUGCCGUGUGUCCUGGCCGCUCCUGCAGCGCACAUCCGUGUCGGGAAGCUGAUUUCGGGCUGGGUUCCUGGCUGGCAUUUUCAGGCUGAGCUGAGCUCUUGGCAGUUUGGGUUUUUUGGGGAGCUGGGAGCAGAUCCCUCCCUCCGGACCUCUGGGCUGGAGUUUCACCUUCCCGCUUUUACUUUGCUGGGGUUUUCAGAACAAAUCAGCAGUGGGAACUCCCCCCGAGAGCAGCAGAGGGGGAACAUUUGCAGUGGCUCUUUCCAGAACAGAGUUCUGCAUUUUUCUUUUCUCUCUAAAUAUAUAUAUAUACAUACAUAUAUAUAUAUAUAUAGUACAAAUUCAAGAGGCAAAGUUAUGUUGUAGCGAGUGUCUGAAACUUCCUACACUGGAGACUUUUUCUGGACAAGACAACUGUAAAAAUCACCCCUUGUUCCAGCUGGGUGAGCCUGCCUGGGACAGAAUUGCUUCUCAGUCUAACUUUUUUUUUUUUUUUUUUAAAUACCUUAUUAGAGUAUCUUAAUGCCAUUGUGUUUAAAAAAAAAUAAAAUAUAUAUAUAUAUAUAUAUUAAAAAAAAAAGCUGGUAUGUAAUGCAAGUACAUAAAUAGCCAAAGUUUUCAGUAAUUGUUCAGUGUUACUAAAUUUUGCUUUUAUUUAACCUUCCGAGAUAACAUUUAGGAAGACCUUCAGCGUGUAAAUCAUCCUGAGAAUUCUGAGCAACUGGAUUAGGGCAGGGAUGGAGUCGUUUGAGCACAUUUCAGGUUUGAAUGCAAUUGGGAAGCAAAGUGGGGGUUUUUUUAAGAUGCAAAACUUCCUUUGCACUGUCCUGACACUUCAAAGUGACAAAUGCUGCUUUGGCAGUGGCUCUUUGGGAAUUGGUAUUCAAACGUCAUGAAGGUCUUUCCUGAGAAAUCAGGUGACUUUUUUUCUAUUGCUUCGAUUUUUGUGCAAAAAAGGAGAAAAAAAAAAAAAAAGUAAUAAAAAUCAAUGUAUUGCAAUCUUUUUUUAAAAAAAAAAAAAUAAUGGGGUGGGAAUAGUUAAAGAAAACUAUUUUAUGUAAGAACUGACAGAGGGAUUUUGCUUUGUAUAAUGCAGGCUGGCUUUAAAAAAAAAAAGCAUUGUAGCAAAUUAUUCAAGUCAAUCAUAUGUUAAUAGUUAUGUGCAACCA
Hirundo rustica (Barn swallow) is the source of this 9783-nucleotide messenger RNA. RefSeq names its product ETS transcription factor ELK4 (gene ELK4). Gene Ontology annotation, molecular function: DNA-binding transcription factor activity, RNA polymerase II-specific; sequence-specific DNA binding. Gene Ontology annotation, cellular component: nucleus. Gene Ontology annotation, biological process: cell differentiation; regulation of transcription by RNA polymerase II. The record is from RefSeq and is a predicted model, not a curated record. The transcript has 5 exons. Bases 96 to 1448 code for a protein of 450 amino acids. Lineage: Eukaryota; Metazoa; Chordata; Aves; Passeriformes; Hirundinidae.